Bubalus bubalis (water buffalo) is the source of this 6142-nucleotide messenger RNA. It is a transcript of the gene ZFTA, whose product is annotated as zinc finger translocation associated. NCBI's taxonomy places the organism in Eukaryota, Metazoa, Chordata, Mammalia, Artiodactyla, Bovidae. The record is from RefSeq and is a predicted model, not a curated record. Gene Ontology annotation, biological process: negative regulation of DNA-templated transcription. The transcript is spliced from 5 exons. Bases 1139 to 2842 code for a protein of 567 amino acids.
GGGGCGCCACCUGGCGGGCGCGGAUUGUGGCUGCAGCGCCAGCGGCGGAGCCCCCCGCCCAGCUCCCGGGGUUGGCCCGCGGGGCUCGGGCGGAUCCCCUCCCCCUUAAAGGGCCCCGCGGCCCCCGCCUCGGAGGCCGAGCUGGAGGGGCCCCGAAGGACCUGGCCUGGCGCCGCGGGGCGCGCGCUCUAGGCUGUUGGGACUUGCGUCCCCCGUCCCUUUCUCUUUCAGACUCCCAGGUGGUCUCCCUUAACCAGCUGUCUCUUAAAAAGUCUGCCCAGACCGUGGGUCCCUUUCCGGGGCUUCCCUCCAGAGGAACUGAGCUGGGGACUCCGCUGCUUUAAGUUGGGCUGUCUUCUCUGGGGCCUCCCUAGAGAAGGGCACCCUUUUUCUUUUUCCCCUAUAUUCUCCCUGGAAGAGAGCAUGGCUUGCGCCUCUUGGGGACCUAUCAGUACCUUCCCCACGGGCGGGCAGUUUUUAAAGAGAUGGGCUCGCCCACAAUGUCAUUCACUCCCCUUCUAUCCGCGCGUUACCCCUCCCAUCUUUUCAGAAAUUUUGCCACAAUUUGUCAGCUAUAGCGAGACCAGCCAGUCCUCCCCGUUUGCUCUCAAAGGAGGCUGUUUCUCUAUGCGGGGUCAACGGCUUAAGAGCCCUGAAGCUUGCGUCCAGGCUCUGGAGCUUCACCCCUAAUCCCGGAGCUCCCCUCCCAGAAAUUCCCCAUCCCCUUUUGUUUUUAAAGACUCCCAGCUCCUCCCCUUUUUUCGGCUCUUAAAGGGCCAGUCCACCUUAGACUAACAGAUCCGGCGCUGGAAGGAUGCUGAGACCAGCUAGCUAUCCAGUGCCUUUGCAGACAAAGACACUCAGGCCCAGAGAGCGGACAUCACCUACCAAAGGUCACAGAGCAAGUUACCAGUGAAGCCCGGAGUCAAACCCAGGGCAAGAUCUUCAGCUGGAAGGGGGUGCCUUAGGGUCCUGGGGGAAUGCCCCCCUGCCCUCCUCCAGGGCCAGGGGACCAGCAUCUUCAGGCAGGAAAUACUCAGACCACUGUGAGGCCCGGGCCUCGAGGCCUGGAAAAAGCCGCAUUCCUGGCCGUGACCAUCGUCGCUACUACCAUGACCACUGGCGGCUGGAGUACCUGAUGGACUUCAACCCUGCCCGGCACGGCAUGGUGUGCAUGGUGUGCGGCAGCUCCCUGGCCACUCUCAAGCUCAGCACCAUCAAGCGACACAUCCGUCAAAAGCACCCUUACUCCCUGCACUGGAGUCCCCGGGAGAAGGAAGUCAUCAGCAACAGCUGGGAUGCCCACUUGGGGCUGGGGGCCUGCGGAGAGGCCGAGGGGCUGGGGGCCCAGGGGCCUGAGGAGGAGGAGGACGACGAGGAGGAGGAGGAGGAGGAAGGGGCUGGCCUCCAGGCUAGCCUGCCCAAGGGCCCAGGCAAAGCCCCAGCUGGUGGGGGCAGCCGGCGCCAGAGGCGAGGGGGCCCAGGGGCACCCCGGGCUCGGCGUGGGUGCCUCUCUGCCUCCCGGAGGGCUGGGGGCAGCAGGGGGCUGGGUGCCCGGCGGCUGGAGCGGAGGCUGAAGGAGUCCCUGCAGAACUGGUUCCGGGCAGAGUGUCUCAUGGAUUAUGACCCGCGGGGGAACCGGCUGGUGUGCAUGGCCUGUGGCCGGGCACUGCCCAGCUUGCAGCUGGACGACAUCCGUGCCCACGUGCUGGAGGUGCACCCCAGCUGCCUGGGGCUCCGUGGCCCCCAGCGCAGGGCCCCCCAGCGUAGUGCCCUGCUGCAGGCUUCGGGUGGCCAGCCGGAGGCGCUGUCUGAGCUCACCCAGUCCUCACCAGACGAUGACCUCGUCCCCCAGGACCUGACCAGCAAGAGCCGGGACCCGGCCCCCGCUGCUGGAGCCCAGUCCUCUCAGGAUCUCAGCCUCCCAGACGUAAAGGAAGAGGCUGGCUGGGUCCCUGAGAGGGUGCCCGGGCCGGCAGGGGAGGAGGAGCCGGAGGAGGGCGAGAGGGUGGGGGUCCCCGGCCGGUCUGCGCGGGGCCGCGACCCCCGCCGCUACUGCCCGGAGCGCUGGCGGCUGGAGUACCUCCUGGAGUUGGACGGCGGCCGGCGCGGCUUGGUGUGCCUGGCAUGCGGGGGCGCGCUGGCCUCGCUCAAGAUGAGCACCAUCAAGCGGCACAUCCGCCGGCGCCACCCGGGCUCGGCGCGCCUCGGCGGGCCAGUCGGGGCCCUCAUCGCCCAGGAGUGGAGCGAGAAGGCCGCCCACCUGCUGGCCAUGGGGCUGCCCUGCCCCGAAUCGCCCGGGGACCCCGCCGCACCCAGCACAGCCGCAGCCUCCGAGGAGGGGGGAGGGGCAGAGAAGGAGCAGCCAGAGGAGGAGGAGUGGUGGGGCGACGUCUCGCUCUCCCCCGGGGAACCGUCGGAGCGGCAGGCGGAAGAAGAAGAGGACGACGAGGACGGCCCGGAUCCCGGGGCGCUCGCCUUCCCUCCGCCGCCGCCGCCGCCCCCACCUCCCCCGCCCCGCAGCCGAGAGCAGCGGCGGAACUACCAGCCGCGCUGGCGGGGCGAGUACCUGAUGGACUACGACGGCAGCCGGCGCGGUCUGGUGUGCAUGGUGUGCGGGGGCGCGCUGGCCACGCUCAAGGUCAGCACCAUCAAGCGGCACAUUCUGCAGGUGCACCCCUUCUCCAUGGACUUCACGCCCGAGGAGCGCCAGACCAUCCUGGAGGCCUACGAGGAGGCGGCGCUGCGCUGCUACGGUCACGAGGGCUUCGGGCCGCCCGCCCCGGCGGCGCCGCGCGACGGCGGCGCGGACCUCAAGGCGGGCGCCGUGUGUCGGGCGUAGAUCACUCGAGGGGGAGGGCGGCGGUGCCAAGCCGGCUCCCCCGGUUCCCCGCGGCCCUGGCCGCUGCCCACCCCCGCUGGCCGGGCAGGGUGGAGACUCGGGACUGGGGUGGGGUGGGGGGUUCAAGCUAGUGCGGGCGCCGCGGGAAGCGCGCUCUCCACCUCGGACCCGGAGCCCGGGCCCUCGCCGCUCAAGGCGGCUAGUUCCUGGGAAGCCUCAGUCUGUGCACGGAGAGUUUUCGGCCCCCGGUCACACCCCGCCAGGCCAGGCUUGGGCGGGCGGGGCGCCGUCAGUAUUAGGGUCCCAAGUAGGUGGAGCGGAGGGGGUGUAGAAGGGACGCGCCGGUCCCUUUUCCUUGGCUUGGUUGGGCGCCCAGGUUUCACAGAGGCACGCCGGCAGGCACGGCUCUCGGGGGUCGGGGCCGGCUGCCCCCCAGCCGUUCGUUACUGGCCGUCGCGGCCGCUCGGUGGCCUGGACUGCGGACGAGGGCCUUCCUCGGGUGGAGGGGCAGUGGGGCCUGGGAGCCUGCCGGCCCGCGGGCGGGAGGGCGGGGCCAACCCCCAGCUCCGCCCAUAGGGCGGGCCCUGCGGGGCCGCCCCGCCCUCCUUCCCGGCCCCUGCCACGCCCGCCGGCGCCGCGAACUUGUAAAGGGAUUAGCACUUUCUUCCUUUGCUCGCCUGCUCCGAAGGUCUCCCUGUACCCCUAAGCUCAGUCAGGCGCGCCUGCUUCAAGCGCCCUCAGUCCGAGUCCGGGACACUGGAGGUCCCGGCAGUUGGCGUUCUGUUCCCGUCCCCUCCCUCCCCCCCCCUUUUGUACGCCGUGGACGUGCCACCCAUUCGUAGCCCUCUGGGCCUGGGGCCCGGCCUCGGCCUUCCUUUCUCUCCUCUCCGCGGCAGAGCCAGGCCGCAAGGGGCCGGGAACGGGCCCCGCGAUCUCCCAGGCAGGUCCGAGAGGGAUGUGUACAUUCAUUCUCCUGUGGAGAAUAGGUGGCCCCGGGAUCAGGCCCUUUUUGCUCUUUGUAUUUUAUUUUGAAACUGUAUUUAAUGCUUUUAUAUGAGAGGGGGAGGGGCGGGAAGAGAGCUGUCCGUCACCCUUAUGUGCAAAUGUCUUAUUUAUUAUGCGUGUAUCAGAGAUAAGCUGUGAGGUGGUGGAGGAAGGACCUAAAGGUAGGAGAGAGGAGGCGCGGACAGGAGGACCCUAAACAUCAUAGACUAAUGUGUGCCUCACCAGGUUCCUCCGAGGAGUCUCUAGUAACCCACUGGCGCUCUUCACAUAGCCAGGCCGGUUCCUUUGGUCUUAAAGGCUUGAGUGGGGAGAUCAGCGGGUGGGGACUUCAGGGCUGGGUCUGGAGGGGUAGCGGCCCUGGCAGCCGCCUCUGUGGCUGGGAAAGCAGAGAGCAGAGAGGAAAGCCUUCCUUAUCUCAGUGCUCCCAGGCCAGAGCCCACGGUUCAAGUGCCUCAGGCCCGGUCCCCUUGACUUCUGAUUGGGAAUUGAAUUUUAUACCACGGAUUUUGUAGCAUUUUUUAUAUAACUCAAGAUUGUCUGAGCUGGAAAGACCUUGGAGAUCAACCAGUACCUGCCCCCACCCCUUUCACAGAUAGGUAAGAUGGAGUCCAGGAACUGAAAUUAUCACACACCAGGUAGGAGCAGUACUAGGACUAGAAUAAAAACCUCAACUCCCAGUUCAGUGUUCUUUGCACUACACCACAUGGCCUCCCCAUCUCUGGUAAGUUAAAAUUUUUUACGGUUAGGCCUGCCGAAGGAUGGAGUGUGCAGCUGGGCUCUGCAGGCCCUCCCAGUGCAGUUGUGGGCUCCUGGGAGUGACAAAGAGCAGCACACUCCUGGAACAAGUAUUCAGCAAGGCAGUCCUGCCACUAUUGGCUUCGGCUGGAGGGUGCCAGCAGCAGCUUUCCUGACCAGAACUGCACAAGUAGGGCUGACUGCCACCUGGCCCAAGGCCUCCCUGCUGGGCAAAGGCUCUGGCAUUGUUUUGUUGAUGCCACCAGGGGUUCAGGAAAUACUGCAUGGGCUGUCACUCGUCUAAAAAGUGAAUUCCUAGCGUUUGAACCUCCAGGUUUUUUUGAGACAGUAUUAAAAGAGCAGGGAUUAUGGAUGGCCCCAGGUUGGGUACUGCCAUUCUUUUAUUUUCCUUCAUGCAUGUUGUUUUCAGAUCCAGGAGUGCUCUGCCACUUUCGCUACUCUGCCUAUUCAAAAACAGGCAGACUGGGGCAACUAUCCUAGUCAUCCACACCCUCUGCCGAAGUUCAGGUAAGCCAGGGCAGAGAGCAGGGUGAGAAUGGUUUUUGCUCUCGAUAGGCAGGGAGAGGCCUUAGGAGGGCAGCAGUGGGUCUCUUCAUUAAGAAGCAGCCCCAAGCACUCCACUGGUUCUCAAAAGUGUAGCCAACAGAAAUUAGUAGAAAUGCAAAUUCUUGGGCGGCACCUUAUGGAUCAGAAACUGGCGUGGAGCCUAGCAAUCUGUUUUGAUAAGCCCUCCAGUGAUCACAAGGCACGCUGAAGUUCUGAGCACCAGUGAACUGCGUAGUGGUACUGGAGUUAUUACUACUUUGCAGCUAUUUUAGCCUCUUGAAUUAACAGGAGAUUAGGUGGUUCUCAUCUCUAGGUGCCUCCUCCUUGCCUUGGGAGUCUGAUAUGAACAGGUGAAGUUUCUUCAUGAAUUUUUUUUGUUAAUGGUAUGCUUGCUAUUAUGGCCAAUAUGUAAAUGUUACUCUGAAUACAUAUUUAUAUACCAUGUUAGUGACAUUAUUUGAACAUUUGUAUGCGUAUUUGUGAAGUUGUUUGCAUCAGUUACUUUUUUAAAAUUUCAGCCUAAGUUUUCUAAGAGGUAUGUUGAAUUAAAAAAAGCAGCUUAAGGGUCAUUGGCAGCCUUAGUUUUGGGAAAGAGCAAAGACCUGAUGGAAAAGUUUCCAUUUUCCAUGGUGACUGAGUCUCAUUUUAAGUACAUUGUGACUGUGGGAGUUACAGGCUGCUUCAUUCAUGUUGCAGGUGGGGGAACCCUCCUAGGUUGGUGUGAACUGGACAACAGACCCCCCUGGCCCUUUCCACUCACCAUCUUUCUCCUGCGGUCCCCUCUUAAGAGGGUCUCUUAUUUUCUUUCAGAAACCAAAUGCACAGCUUUGUUCUACUAUGGAAAUUCUGCAAUCUUGGAAAUCACUACUAGUAUCAACUAUUAAUCACUUUUUAAAGCCUGGAAGGUGGAGUGGGGAUGGGGGCCAGUGGAAGGCUUGUUUGGUUCUUACUUUACCCAAACUGUGUAUAAAGAAUAAAGUUAGCAGAAUGACA